AUCGUCUUGAUGCUGCGCAGACGCACUGAAGGAGAAACAGGGGAACUGAAUUCUCCGGAGCAAGUCUCAAGGAGUAAACAUGACGGAAGAAACGGUCAAAAACGGUCAAGGGUCCGAUGACAACAUGACAACGACUGAAUACUGCAAGCGGCUGCAGCAGUGGAUGUGGCGCUAUUACAGUGGUUAUGUGAGCUGGCAGAGCUGGGUGCUCAUGUCCCCGCCGCUCUUUCCUCCGCCUCAAUUCGGUUGCCAGGCACCCGGCCGCAGCUCCACAUCUGCGUGUGCCGCGACGCCCGCUGACAUCGCCGCUUGGUAUAACCAGAUGAGCAGCCCACCAUCCAUCCGUCCAGCAGCCACUGCCUCCUCCAGCACUGCUGAGAGAGGACCAGCACAGCCUGCAGGUAGAGAGUACACCAUCCCCUCCCCUCUCCGUAGAUUUCUGGCUGAAACUGUGGAUUUCUUCAUUCUCUUCUGUUUUAAGGCAACCAUAGUGUUGUGGAUCAUGCAUCUCAGUGGAAUGAAAGAUAUCUCCAAGUUCAUGAUGCAGUUUAUCGUGGAAGAGAUUGAUGAGAACACGUCACUGGAGGACCUGCAGAAGAUGAUGGUCGUGGCUUUAGCAUACAGAGUCCUAGUGUGUGUCUAUGAAAUCAUCUGUAUUUGGGGAGCUGGAGGUGCCACUCCGGGAAAGUUCCUGCUGGGGCUUCGAGUCGUCACAUGUGAUACGACAGUCCUAGUGCAGCCGAAUCGGGUUUUGGUGGUACCGGCAUCCAGUGUCAGCUUCUCUGCCUCCACUGUACGGGCUUUAAACAAAAACUUCUCCAUCGCCUUCCUGUUCCCUAUCUUUAUCACGUUACUAUUUUUCCAGCACAACAGAACUGUUUAUGACGUUGUGGCUGGAACCAUUGUGGUUCAGAGGAGAAGAGCCAGAUGACCAGCCUGUGUGUGUCAAAAUCAUGUCUAAUAAUAUCCAUAUAGUAUUUCCUGCAGAUUUGCACUAAUGAUCCAUGUAUUAAAGUCUGAUCACAUAGCUAUUGUUUACAGCACUGAGAAAUAUCUGCUUUCUUAGAAAAGUGAUCCCUCAACAGACAGUAUUUAAUGUUGAAUGAUGAGUGAUAUCAAGCUCAAGACACGUGUUUUA
This is a messenger RNA of Sinocyclocheilus anshuiensis, 1138 nucleotides long. RefSeq names its product protein FAM8A1-like. The coding region runs from base 80 to 931 and encodes 283 amino acids. NCBI's taxonomy places the organism in Eukaryota, Metazoa, Chordata, Actinopteri, Cypriniformes, Cyprinidae. The record is from RefSeq and is a predicted model, not a curated record. The transcript is spliced from 5 exons.